CUCCAACCAUCCUUCACAGGUGGAGCCACACGAAUCACUAGCAUCUUAAUAAGAUAGCAAGCACUCGAGCUCGACACGCAUGGAGUUCAUCAGGGGCAGAGCGCGCCGCUGCGUGGCGCUACUUGUCUCCAUGGCCCUGCUCCCUCUGCUGGGAAUGGCCGCGGACUCCAUCGGCAGCUACUGCGCCGGCAGCAGCUACGCGGGCAGCAGCAAGGCCGUGGCCAGCAUCAACUCCGUCCUCGCCGACCUCGUCGCCACGGCCUCCACAGGGGGCUACGCCACGUCCACCGCCGGCAAGGGCAGCGCGGUCAUCUACGGCCUCGCGCAAUGCCGCGGCGACGUCUCCGCCGGCGACUGCGCCGCUUGCCUCGCCGACGCCGCCAAGCAGCUCCCCAGCACCUGCAGCUACAGCUCCGACGCAAGGAUCUGGUACGACUUCUGCUUCAUGCGGUACGAGAACGCUGACUUCGUCGGGCAGGCGGACACGGACGCCGGCGUGAUCCUGGUGAACGUGCAAGCGGCGGACAACGCCAAGGCGUUCGAGAAGGCGGUGGCGAAGGCGGUCGGGAAGGCGACGGCGCAGGCGUCGGCGGCCGGCAGCGCGGGGCUCGGGCGGGGCAGGGACCAGUACACGGCGUUCGUGACCGUCUACGGGCUGGCGCAGUGCACGCGGGACCUGGCGCCGCUGGCGUGCGCGCAGUGCCUGUCCACGGCGGUGUCCCGGUUCGGCGGCUACUGCGGCACGCGGCAGGGGUGCCAGAUCAACUACAGCAGCUGCAGGGUGCGCUACGAGAUCUACCCCUUCUACUUCCCGCUCGCCGGCGACGGCCGCCGCGCCGCCACCGACAUGACCAAGAACACCAAGAUCGUCGUGCGCCCUUGAUAUGUGUGUGCGCGUGUGCACGUAAUAAGGCGGCACAUCAUCAUGAUGUGCUUGCACACAUAAGUUUGAAAGUCGCUAAGGAUGAAGGGAUUGGCUUGAUAGAUGUUUGUUGGAUAAGGCUAUAAAGAAAUAUCCGCCACUAUGUAGCUACUGCUAAGCAGUUUUAAGUACAUGUCUGCGUUGAAGCAAUAAUAUUGAUAAGUUAGCUACAGAA
This is a messenger RNA of Panicum virgatum (switchgrass), 1097 nucleotides long. RefSeq names its product cysteine-rich repeat secretory protein 55-like. Bases 80 to 883 code for a protein of 267 amino acids. The transcript is spliced from 2 exons. The record is from RefSeq and is a predicted model, not a curated record. NCBI's taxonomy places the organism in Eukaryota, Viridiplantae, Streptophyta, Magnoliopsida, Poales, Poaceae.